CCUAGAAGAAAGCAUAGAGAUAGUUCUUUAUAAGAUCAGAGUGUGAGUUCCCCUUUCUGUUUUACUCUGGUUUCUGUCUUACUGUCUAAACACGAACUACAUCAACUGCCUACGCACCCCUUUACUUUCAGAGCAGGUGCUCUGGGGUGCUGCUGUGCAGCCAUGUCAGUCAGGGGCCCUCCCCUCCUCUUUCCCCACAGCACAAUGAGUUUGGCCACCUCUCUACCCCUUCCUUUCUCCCUUUGCUUUCCUUUCCUUUCCUACCAUUUUGGGAGCUCUAUGUUAAAUUAAAUUUCGCCUAGUGACGAGCAGAGGCCGUAAAUGGAGCCAGUCUCUGUGCCCAGGCCUGUCAUGCUCCUGCCUUCUGGAAGGUUCUGUGGGGCCCCUCUGGCAGCCCCAGCUCCCAGCAGGGGUGAGCGGGCGCCAUGCCAAGCUUAGGCUGCGUCUUUCUGUCUGCUGAGGGCCAGCAGCCUCUGGAGCUGGGUGCUGAGACAGGAUUACCUCAUGGCAGAUCCCCCUCUGGUCGGGAGUGUGCUGGAGAAGAGAAUUGGGUGGACAGUCGGACUAUUUAUGUGGGGCAUCGUGAACCACCUCCCGGCACUGAAGCAUACAUUCCACAGAGAUUUCCAGAUAACAGGAUAGUCUCAUCAAAGUACACAUUUUGGAACUUUAUACCGAAAAAUUUGUUUGAGCAGUUCAGAAGAAUAGCUAACUUCUAUUUUCUCAUCAUUUUUCUUGUUCAGUUAAUUAUUGAUACACCUACUAGUCCAGUUACAAGCGGACUUCCACUUUUAUUUGUCAUCACUGUAACAGCUAUCAAACAGGGUUAUGAAGAUUGGCUUCGACAUAAAGCUGACAAUGCAAUGAACCAAUGCCCUGUUCAUUUCAUUCAACAUGGUAAACUGGUUAGAAAGCAAAGCCGAAAAUUGAGAGUUGGAGAUAUUGUGAUGGUAAAAGAAGAUGAAACAUUCCCAUGUGACUUAAUAUUUCUAUCCAGUAGUAGAGGAGAUGGAACGUGUUUUGUUACAACAGCUAGUUUGGAUGGUGAAUCCAGUCAUAAGACUCACUAUGCCGUUCAAGAUACAAAGGCAUUUCACAGUGAACAAGAAAUUGAUGCAUUACAUGCUACCAUUGAAUGUGAACAACCUCAGCCUGACCUUUAUAAAUUUGUUGGUCGAAUAAAUAUUUACCAUGAUAGUAAUGAGCCUACUGCAAGGCCAUUAGGAUCCGAAAAUCUGCUCCUUAGAGGAGCCACUUUAAAGAAUACCGAAAAAAUCUUUGGUGUUGCUAUUUACACUGGCAUGGAAACUAAGAUGGCGUUAAAUUACCAGUCAAAAUCACAGAAACGAUCUGCUGUAGAAAAAUCAAUGAAUGUAUUCCUUAUUGUAUACCUCUGUAUUCUCAUCAGUAAAGCACUAAUAAAUACUGUCCUGAAGCAUGUCUGGGAGAGUCAAGACUAUCGUGAUGAGCCAUGGUAUAAUUGGAAAACAGAGCCAGAAAGGAAAAGGAAUGUGUUUCUUCAGGCAUUUACAGACUUCCUUGCGUUCAUGGUUCUUUUCAACUACAUUAUUCCUGUAUCCAUGUAUGUCACUGUGGAAAUGCAAAAAUUUCUUGGUUCUUAUUUCCUUACAUGGGAUGAGGAGAUGUUUGAUGAAGACACAGGUGAAGGACCACUGGUAAAUACAUCUGAUCUCAAUGAAGAGUUGGGACAGAUUGAGUAUGUCUUCACAGAUAAAACAGGAACAUUAACGGAGAACAACAUGGAAUUUGUAGAAUGUUGCAUUGAGGGGCAUGUUUAUAUACCACAUGUUAUCUGCAAUGGCCAAAUUCUCCAUGAUUGUACAGGCAUUGAUAUGAUAGAUUCUUCUCCAGGAGGAAGUGGAAAGGAGAGAGAGGAGCUAUUUUUCCGAGCUCUUUGUCUUUGCCACACUGUUCAAGUAAAAGAUGAUGACAAUGUAGAUGGAUUGAAGAAAAACCAUCUCUCAAGAAGAUCUCGUAUAUAUAUAUCAUCAUCACCUGAUGAAGUUGCUUUAGUUGAGGGAAUACAGAGACUUGGUUACACCUAUCUAAGCCUGAAGGACAAUUACAUGGAGAUCUUAAAUCGGGAAAAUAACAGAGAAAAGUUUGAAUUAUUAGAGGUUUUGAGUUUUGAUUCUGUGAGACGGAGAAUGAGUGUAAUUGUUAAAUCUUCAACAGGUGAUAUAUUUCUGUUUUGUAAGGGAGCAGAUUCUUCCAUAUUUCCUAGAGUUAAAGAAGGCAAAAUUGACCAAAUACGAUCCAGAGUUGAACGCAAUGCAGUGGAGGGACUGCGAACGCUGUGUGUUGCAUAUAAAAAGCUCACAGCCGAAGAAUAUAGCAAUGCACAGAAGCUGCUUCAAAAUGCAAAGUUGGCCCUCCAGGACCGGGAAAAGAAAUUGGCAGAAGCGUAUGAGAAGAUAGAAAGAGAUUUUAUUUUACUUGGUGCUACAGCUGUUGAAGAUCGGCUACAAGAAAAAGCUGCUGACACUAUUGAAGCGCUCCAGAAAGCUGGAAUUAAAGUUUGGGUUCUGACGGGAGACAAAAUGGAGACUGCUGCAGCUACUUGCUAUGCUUGCAAACUCUUCCGGAGAAACACACAAAUACUUGAGCUAACGACAAAGAAAAUUGAGGAACAGAGUUUACACGAUGUGCUUUUUGAUCUAAGCAGAACCGUCCUAAGACACAGUGACAGCCUAACCAGGGAUAGUUUGUCAGGGCUUUCAACUGAUAUGCAAGAUUAUGGUUUAAUUAUUGAUGGAGCGGCAUUAUCAUUAAUAAUGAAACCAAGACAAGAUGGGAGCUCAGCUAACUACAGAGAGCUCUUUCUUGAAAUUUGCAGGAACUGCAGUGCGGUGUUAUGCUGUCGAAUGGCACCUCUACAAAAAGCACAGAUUGUAAAAUUGAUUAAGUUAUCAAAGGAGCACCCUAUCACAUUAGCAAUUGGUGAUGGAGCAAAUGAUGUCAGUAUGAUUCUAGAAGCACAUGUUGGUAUAGGAAUCAUUGGCAAAGAAGGUCGUCAAGCAGCAAGAAACAGUGACUAUGCAAUACCUAAAUUUAAACAUUUGAAAAAAAUGUUGCUUGUUCAUGGGCAUUUCUAUUAUGUUAGAAUAUCUGAACUUGUGCAAUACUUCUUUUAUAAGAAUGUCUGCUUCAUUUUUCCUCAGUUUUUGUAUCAGUUCUUCUGUGGGUUUUCACAACAGCCUUUAUAUGAUACUGCGUAUCUAACACUGUACAAUAUCAGCUUCACUUCCCUUCCUAUCCUCUUGUACAGUCUAAUGGAACAACAUGUCAGUGCAGACACACUCAAGAGAGAGCCUUCCUUAUACAGAGAUGUUGCCAAGAAUGCUUUGUUGCGCUGGCGUGCGUUUAUUUAUUGGACAUUCCUAGGAGUGUUUGAUGCUGUGGUAUUUUUCUUCGGUGCCUAUUUCUUGUUUGACAACACAAUUGUGACCAGCAAUGGACAGAUGUUUGGAAACUGGACCUUUGGAACACUGGUGUUUACUGUGCUUGUAUUCACAGUUACAUUAAAGCUUGCACUAGAUACACACUAUUGGACGUGGAUAAAUCACUUCAUGAUCUGGGGAUCACUACUAUUCUACAUUGUCUUUUCUCUGCUCUGGGGAGGAAUUAUUUGGCCUUUUCUCAAUUAUCAGAGGAUGUAUUAUGUGUUCAUGCAAAUGCUAUCUAGUGGUCCUGCGUGGCUGGGUAUAAUUCUGCUCAUAACUGUCAGCCUUCUUCCAGAUGUUCUCAAGAAGGUCUUAUGCAGACAGUUGUGGCCUACAGCAACAGAAAGAAUCCAGAAUGCAUCAAGGCACUGCCGGGACCACAUCUCGGAAUUCACACCUCUUGCCUGUCUGAAAAGCCCAAGAUAUAGGAGCAAUGACUGCAGCAGUUCCCCAGCAAGAAGGUCUAAUUCUCAUUCUAAAAAAAUGAUGUUUACGCACUGGAGGGGCAUUGAUUAUUCAGUACUUCCAUCUGUCUUUGGCUAUUCAAAUAAGCAUUGUCGUUCCAGUGCAGGCUACCACUACAGUGGGUCAGGUUUGGAAACAUCUGUAUGACAGAACACCAACUCAAGCCUUUAAAAACUAUACCUUUGUUUAUUUCUUUUUUCAGGAAACAAAUAUGUCACAUAUUAAACUAUACGUGGCUUUUGCUGUCUGAGGUAAUGUUCAGACAAACAGGAUCAAGAGCUGGAAGUACGAAACCUUCCAGGCCGAUAGGCCUCUUUUUAUGUUUUGAACUACUGGAGCAAUGAACAAUCUGCACAGUCUGGUACUGUGAGACUGGUAGCACUAAAAUUUCUCUUCAUCCUGUGUCAAGACUUUUGAGCAUUUAUUGCUUCUGUCAUCUUUAGUCAUUUUCUUUGUUACUUGAAGUGUAUAGUUUCAGUCAGUGACCUACAUUUUGAGAUCAACAGUUUUAAUUUUCAGCCAGAAGCGAUGACCUCAGUUAUCUCCAAUGAAAGUCUCCUAAAGCAUAUUUAGUAAGUGCUGUUUCUGAUUUUCCUCUGUCCUUUUUCUUUCUUUGCUCUUUCUAUAGAACAAACUGGUGUUUCCUCUGUGCAAAUCUGCUUUCAAGAAACACUCUCUAAUGUUCACUUCCUUGUAAGUGGCCAAAUCAGGGCUAUGUAUGGUUUGCAGUUAGUUUUCCCCUGUAGAAAGAUAGGCAUAACAAUCCUUGUGUACCUUAUGUGCACGCUAUAUGAAGUCAAGUUGGCUGUUCAAUAGGUAGAUAUCAGUGUUUCUAUCUACUCAAAAACUGAAUGUAAGGAUUUUGCCUCAAAUGUCCUUGUGAAUUCAUCAGAGAUGCAGGUAACCAGUAUUCCCACUUUUUAACUCUCUGUAACUUUGAAGUAUGCAUAGUAGAAAAUAUUAUAUAUUGAGCUUUUUUGUCUUUUUUUUCUUAAAAAAGGCUAUUUUUCCAAAUAAGCAUAUUUUACUAUCUGGAUUCAUCCUUUUAAUUUUCAGUUGUUUUUAAUCUUUUUUUUUUUUAAUUAUGUGGGUAAAUACAAGCUGAUUGGUUCAGUAGAUACAUUACAAAGCAUGUAGUACCCAGCCGUUACCUUUUGCAAGCAAACCAGUAGGUGGCACACGGCUAUUACUAACAGUUGGAACACAAUUAUGAUAGAAUUUAGUUGAACUGCAAAGAUUCUGUUUGAAAUACUUCCAAGUGUGACAGCCAACUUGUACCUGUUUUCUCUGCUACAUAUAUGUUACCUUGCACUAAUUCAACUGUUAGCUGUGUUCUCGUCUUGUUUCUUUAGUCCAGUGUUUUAUUUUGGGGUGCAAAACUACCUGAAGGAGUAAUCUGAUUUCAAUCUAGUUUAGCCUGAUGUUUAUAACCAGUUAAUAACCACAGUCAUUAAAUACUUCUGGGAGGAUGUUAGCUAAAAAUUCAUUGCAAUGUGAAAACGAAAUAUGUGGAGUCAGGGCUGCAGCCUUUAUUGGAAGACUUGACCAAUAUCUUGUUAGUUGUCUGUUUAAUGGACAAGGCUGGUGGAGAAAAAACAUUUCCCCUUUUUGCAUUUAAAAAAGAAAAAGUUGAGACAAAAUAAUUUACUUGACAAUUUACUUUUUAAUAAAAGAUCAAUCAACUUACUAGGAAGUAUUCCUCACAAUAUUCCAAGUGACUUUCCAGUUCAACAAUGAAAUAUUGAAAAUGCCCUGGGACAAACAGAGAUUGUAAAGUGAGUUGUGAAAUUUUCAUUAUACCAAAGAUAGGGGAAGAGGACUUAAAAAGGCUAAUGGUGAGCACCACAAAUGAAGGUAUCUUUAACAUUUAACAUGUAGCACUUUUAAGUUUCAAAGAAUGUCCUCAUUGCAGAAACAUUUUGAAAUACAUACAUAUGUAUGUGGGUGUGGGUGUGUGUACAUAUAUACGCCAUUGCAUACUUGAAUGUUGGUCAGUUCAAACCGUCCCCUACAUAAAACACUGGUGUAUAUAUUUUAAAAAAAAAGUUAAUAUGGGUAUAAAUUUUAUACCAGUAGCAGUGACAAAUUUCUUGUGUGUAGUUAACAAAUUAUUUGUAAUGUAUUUUUUAGAAAUCUUAAAAUUGCCUUUGCACUGAAAUAUUUUUCAUACUGUAGCUAUUUAUAAAUCUGUUUUACGCAUACAUUUGUUAACACACCAUUUCUAUUUUUUUUAAGUAUAUGUUUUGAAGGCUUUUUUUAUACUUAUGAGUUUGGGCCACUUAAAUUUAGCUUAGAGUGGAGUUGUGGCUGAAUGUUAAAAUUCUAAUGAAUGUUAAAUUAGAAAUAUAGGUCUGUUGCUCUGUCAAUGUCACCUAAACUAUUCAUGUUUUGCUGGGAUUUGUGAUUGCAGCAAGUAGAGUGAUAUACUUUCUGUGCUGUGCUAUUACUGCUAGCUUUUCUAUUCUAUAAAGCCUCCUGCUUUUUUACUUACUGAGUUCCAUCUUUUAGCCUUAAAUAAGGAGAUUUUUGCUUGAUGCUUUCGAAAAUGCUGCAUUCCUGUUCUGCCUACUAACAAAGCAGUUCAUUGCAAACUUCAUGUAGACCAGCACUUAGAAAUUAUCGUCAAUGUUAUUCAGGCCAAAACACCUACAUAAGUGCUUGGGAAAAUUUAGUCGACCAUGUUCAUUUUUUGGAGGAGGAAGAAUGCUUGAAUUUAAGUGGAAGUUUCUGCUUUGAUUUAGCAAUACUUUUACCUUUAAAAGUUGGUACUGUUCGUUAAAAUAGAACGUUCAAUGGAAAAUACAAAUGACAUCAACUCGGUUUCACUUGCUAUGUUUUUGCUUCAGUCCCUGUUACUCUUGCCAUGCAAACCUAGUCCACUGCAGCAGGUGGUAACUUGGAGUUUCGCUGUAAAUGGAUCGUAAAAUUCAGAGAUGAAAAAGUAGAAGUUAGAUCAAAAUGAAUUAGAAUGUUUUAUUAUGGAUGGGGCACUGAGAGGAGACAGAUUUUUAUAUAUUAUAAGAAUUAAGGGGGAAAAGUAUAAAAAUCUAUAUAACUUCCUAACUCGCCUUGUUUAAAUUGUUGCAGCUUUAACAGCGUAAUGUCUCCAUAACUGCUUCUAUAAAUGUCUUGAAACUGGUAAGCGCUAACCAAAUGUAUGUGAAGACUUAGAAAGUAUUUCAAGCUUCUCAGCCACUGAAGUCCAUAUAUUUUCUGCAGUGGCUUGUGGCAAAAGACAUGGAUCUUUUUAAUUUUACAAUGUACAAUAAUUGUUUGUUCAGCCACUUAAUAUAAAAGCUUACAGUUUACUUUCUUGCUUGCAUUAGCCUGUCUUGUCCCAACUGGCUUGCAAAUAUAAAAGUUAAAAAUAGCUUAAUUGAGCCAACUGCACUACUUUUCUUUUUGGAAGCCAGUGGGAUCAUUGUGCUCAUGCUACUGUCUCUGUUAAAAAAAAAAGCUUUAAUGGAAAUUUGUGAAAGUAUUAUGAAAGUGAAAAAGUAUGUGAUUCUACUUUGCAGAAUAAUCUAAAAAUCAGUUUAUAUAGCUUUAAUUUUUUACCUUAUGAAAAUUCACAGAAUUUUAAUAUGCGUUGUCUCUGACAAAUUCUGUGCUAUGUACACGCUGCAUUUUAAAUGUCCUUUCAUGAUCUAAUGUAAAGUAGAAUCUGCGAAAGUGCUGUAUGGGGGCUGGGGGGUAGUUUUCUGUGCAUUAAACAUUUAAGAUGUCUGUAGUCAUCAGCACCAAAUACUGACACUUGUUUUUAAUUGUACAAUUAUAGGUGCAUUUAUUUGAAAAUAAAUCAGCCUUCAAAUCUAAUGUUUAGAUUAUCCUAUACCACUUCAUUUAUUUGCUUUGAAGAGUCAGUGUGUGAAUACAUUACUGUAAAGUUUCUUUUCAGUGCUAUUUUUAACUUUAAUUUCUGUAGAUAACCAAAUAUAACUUGUUUAUAUUCAGUCACAUUUUGGAUCCUUAUGUAGAAUAUAUAAGCAGGAGACAUGGAUCUGCUUGCAAUAAAUAUAAACAUUCAAGACUGGUUUAAGUUUGCUCACGAGUAAUUAAAACAAUUCAAGUAUGAAUAUGAAAUGAUUUCAUAUUAGUCUGUAAUAAAAUGUAAGUAGAGAACAGAAAA
Molecule: messenger RNA, 8058 nt
Organism: Cygnus olor (mute swan)
Lineage: Eukaryota; Metazoa; Chordata; Aves; Anseriformes; Anatidae
Gene: ATP11A
Product: ATPase phospholipid transporting 11A
Exons: 29
Coding region: 426-4076 (1216 amino acids)
Biological process (GO): phospholipid translocation
Cellular component (GO): trans-Golgi network; recycling endosome; endoplasmic reticulum
Molecular function (GO): ATP hydrolysis activity; magnesium ion binding; ATPase-coupled intramembrane lipid carrier activity
Source: RefSeq, a predicted model, not a curated record